Molecule: messenger RNA, 167 nt
Organism: Amoebophrya sp. A25
Lineage: Eukaryota; Dinophyceae; Syndiniales; Amoebophryaceae
Source: the annotation of a GenBank genome assembly
CGCGAACGCAUGAACAACAUGAAGCACCACUGGGCAAAAAGGUGGAAAAAUUGUCGCCGGUUGUGGAGGAAGAAUGCGCCUCGAAUGUUGGUGAUUCAUCAUGUCGGGGUCUCACUACCCCCCAAUGUGCAGCUCCCACUCGAACUCCUGCUCAAGACAGCACCGCC